CACCAACAACCAAGAAAUUCUUGUGAAGCCGGUAUAAAUACUUGAUUGCACCGCCUGAACCAUCUUCCUCCCAUCACAACUAGCAAACAAUCCACACAACGACUAACCCCCUACGGCUCAGACCGUAUUUCCAGAAAUUCAAGCAACAUCCCCCUGCUAUACGGACAUAUACCCAACCGAACAUCCCCAAGAUGCCUCUCGUUGUCCCGGGAAUCCAAUCCAAAGAUGGAUCUUCGAGCGAAGACUGGUCAAACAAGCUGAUGGGCAAGAAGUUGGGCGAUGCUCAUGACAAUAUGACGUUCGCGAAACAAGAUCUUCCAAAAGAACACCGCGUUCUGAAGCCUGAUAGUAUGAGCACCAUGGAUUUCAAGCCCGAUCGUUUGAACAUUCACGUCGGCGAAGAUGGCACCGUCACGAAUGUUAAGUAUGGAUAGAUUACGAUAGGCUAGGCUUUGGAGUUAGGGCAUUGAAGAUCAAAGGGAUUUCAGGUUUCUUGGAUAGGUGAAAUGCGUAGCGAUCCCGUCCACCUUUGGAUGGCUCACUUAACGGGGCAAGCAGUGAUCUAUGAAGUUACGACUUGCAUUGCAAAUAUUUCGCAUCGCUUGAGGUGUCUAUUAAAAUAUGAGUGGUUGAAUUAAAUCCUAAGUGUCAAAUUUUGGGCAAGAGCGGCUUCUUUCCUAGACGCCCAACUCAGGUAUCCUUGAGGCCGAAUCUUAAUAGUAU
Molecule: messenger RNA, 723 nt
Organism: Lindgomyces ingoldianus
Lineage: Eukaryota; Fungi; Ascomycota; Dothideomycetes; Pleosporales; Lindgomycetaceae
Exons: 2
Coding region: 192-434 (80 amino acids)
Source: RefSeq, a predicted model, not a curated record